This is a messenger RNA of Pseudophryne corroboree (corroboree frog), 594 nucleotides long. RefSeq names its product histone H2A type 1-like. Lineage: Eukaryota; Metazoa; Chordata; Amphibia; Anura; Myobatrachidae. Gene Ontology annotation, cellular component: chromatin; nucleosome. Gene Ontology annotation, molecular function: DNA binding; structural constituent of chromatin; protein heterodimerization activity. The transcript has a single exon. Gene Ontology annotation, biological process: heterochromatin formation. The record is from RefSeq and is a predicted model, not a curated record. Bases 129 to 521 code for a protein of 130 amino acids.
AUCACAGAGCACGCGGUAGAUCCUCUCUGAGUGCAUAUAUAGGAGGAGGGCGGCCGGUAUUACAGACUCACAUACAUUUCCUUUCCUCUCAGUUUGUUAGAAAAACUUCAUAGCUUUGUGAACUGAACAUGUCCGGCAGAGGCAAACAAGGCGGCAAGACCCGGGCUAAGACCAAGACUCGCUCAUCCCGGGCCGGUCUCCAGUUCCCAGUCGGUCGCGUUCACCGUCUGCUGAGGAAAGGAAACUAUGCUGAGCGAGUGGGAGCCGGUGCCCCGGUGUACCUGGCCGCGGUGCUGGAGUACCUGACGGCUGAGAUCCUGGAGCUCGCAGGAAACGCCGCCCGCGACAACAAGAAGACCCGCAUCAUCCCCCGCCACCUGCAGCUGGCUGUGCGCAACGACGAAGAGCUCAACAAGCUGCUCGGUGGGGUGACCAUCGCCCAGGGAGGCGUUCUGCCCAACAUCCAGGCCGUGCUGCUGCCCAAGAAGACCGAGAGCCACAAACCAGCCAAGAGCAAGUAAUGUGAGGCUUGCAGCUUCCACCACAGAACUGAUGUACCUGACACACAACAAAGGCUCUUUUCAGAGCCACCCA